This is a messenger RNA of Callorhinchus milii (elephant shark), 2181 nucleotides long. RefSeq names its product carbonic anhydrase IX. Gene Ontology annotation, cellular component: plasma membrane. Lineage: Eukaryota; Metazoa; Chordata; Chondrichthyes; Chimaeriformes; Callorhinchidae. Gene Ontology annotation, molecular function: carbonate dehydratase activity; zinc ion binding. The coding region runs from base 165 to 1271 and encodes 368 amino acids. The record is from RefSeq and is a predicted model, not a curated record. The transcript is spliced from 12 exons.
UAGAGGAGGCAGAGUUACUGAAUCAUAGCUUCAAACGAAAGAUUCUUAGGGUUACCAAUGCCAGUGAGACUUUUAUGUGCAUCGGUAUAUGACAGCCACAGCAAUUAAGCAAAUACACUUGCAGUUCUUUAUGCUACAGCAGAAAUUUUAACAUUCACAAUAUAAUGCAGAGAUUAUUGGUUCUGUUACUGGUUCAGCUUUUAUACGCUGGGAAGUGUACCUCAACUCCAGCUCCUCACCAUGAAGAAAAGCACAAAGGUAAUUCACAUGGCCAUUGGAGUUAUGAAGGUAAGGAAGCCUGGAGCAAAGACUACAAACUGUGUGAGGGACAUGCACAGUCUCCUAUCAAUAUUGUCGUAAGAAAAACUUUGCUGAAGACAAGCCUAGUGCCAAUCACCGUUGAAGGUUACAAUUUACCAGAAGCAGAUUUACUCACCUUGUCCAACAAUGGACAUACAGUCCAACUUUCGCUCCCGGAUACAAUGAGCAUAACCAGCGGUCUGUCACAGACAUACAGAGCAGCUCAGCUACACCUUCACUGGGGGUGUGGAGAUACCCUGGGAUCAGAGCACACAGUGGACAGCACCCGCUAUCCUGCCGAGAUCCACUUUGUCCAUUUCGCUGCUAAAUACGGAAGUCUGCAAGAGGCAAUGCACAAGGAUGAUGGGCUAGCUGUUCUGGGGGCAUUUUUUGAGGUUGGACCACAGGAGAACGAACAUUACAAUCACAUUUUUAAAAAGCUUGAAGAUAUUACAGAGGAAGGUAGCAAAGUAUCCAUCCCUGGCUUUGAUAUCAAGAACUUGUUGCCCCGUCAAUUGGGCCACUAUUUCCGAUACAGCGGGUCACUGACCACUCCUCCCUGCGAUCAGACUGUUAACUGGACUAUAUUCAAAGACACAAUCCAAAUUUCCCAAUUGCAGUUGCACAGGCUGAAGAGCUCUUUAAGGACCAGCGACAAUCAGAUAUUGUCCUGUAACUACAGAGACGUUCAGCCCCUUAACAGAAGGCCUGUGUUUGUUUCCUUCCCAGAGGGGUUGUUACACAGAGAAGUUCCCGAGGGCGGCUCCACCAAAUCAGAUGGAGACAGUGUUAGAACAGAAGGGAACCAGUUUAGGUUAGGUGAUUUGCUGGCCAUUAUAUUUGGGAUCCUAUUUGGAUGUACUGCAUUGGCCUUUGUACUGUAUGUGAUUAAACAGAAAAAAAGACAGAGGUUGAACACAGAAAGAGGACCGAAGGUGAUCUACAAACCCACCGCUACCGCAGAGGCAUGAGACCCCACACACAGUUGGUUCAUAGGUUUGAAAGCUGGAAUGAAUGUGGGUAUUUGGGCAAAAGGUAUUAAUUUCUACAACAAUGAAUUCCCUGUUCAAUAUCUGAGGGCAUUGAUAAUUCAGAAGUCUGGCCCCACACAAUUUGAAGCUGCCUUUCAAUAAAGACUGUUCUUGGCAGCACCAAGUUCAGCAUUGUUUCAUGUUUUGUCUCAGAUCAUGAUUUGCAAUAUCUGAGGAGGAUAACCAUAAACAAUAGUAAUUUCCCCUGAAACUAUUGAUUUUAAUGCACUAGAGACUGAUGUUAAAAAAUGUAAAUUGUUUGAUCACUGCUAAUUAACUUUGAAUGAAUCAGUAAAUAUGUAUGCGCUUUAAUUGCAUUUCCCAGCAUGCGGUGAAAAUUACAACCUACGCAUGUGUUAGCACUAGCUGAUUAGAAAUUGGCCAACACAGGCAGUAACUACAGGCACCAACUGGUGCGAGGAUAUGAGUGGACCUCCCACACUUCCUCCCCCUGAACUCCAUCACAAGGAUUGAAGGCUCACAGAUUGUAAGAGUGGACUUUCAGUUGUCAGGAUCCAAAAUCACACGAUUGGUUCAGAUGAAAAUGGUCCAUUGGCCAAUUUGAUCUUUCUUCUAGAAUCCACCCCUAACAUCUUCCCAGCACCGAGCUUUUGUUUAACCUGUCGUUAAUUACCCUCUGGGUAAUGAAAUACUUCCUGGUAUCUGUCCUGAAAUUGCCAAUUGCAACCCUAAACCUAUAUCAUUUUGUUCUACUACCUUGGUACAUCAAAAAGAAAAUCAGGAGUAAAGCCAGUAUCCUGCUACCCAAUGCUGCAAUCUAUGGCUAGAAAGUCCAAUGCAGCUUUAUAAUAAUAAUAACAAUAAUAAUAAUCCUUGCAUUUGAUAUAGU